This is a messenger RNA of Aspergillus glaucus CBS 516.65, 1048 nucleotides long. Its product is annotated as haloacid dehalogenase superfamily protein. Lineage: Eukaryota; Fungi; Ascomycota; Eurotiomycetes; Eurotiales; Aspergillaceae. The coding region runs from base 50 to 904 and encodes 284 amino acids. The transcript is spliced from 3 exons. The record is from RefSeq and is a predicted model, not a curated record. Gene Ontology annotation, molecular function: phosphatase activity.
CUACAAUCCUCAGUUACUCACACAGUGAUACUGUACCCAUUAAUCGACAAUGGCCUCUCCUAGUUUCCCCCGCGUACGAGCAUGUCUCUUCGACAUGGACGGCCUUCUCCUCGACACGGAGGAUAAAUACACCAUCGUGACGAACACAAUCCUCCAGGAAUACGGAAAGCCAUUACUCCCCUGGAAUAUCAAGGCGCAAUUGCAGGGCCGGCCGCAGCCGGAGGCAAGCCGAAUCUUCCACGACUGGGCGAAACUCCCCAUAACUCCCGAAGAAUACCUCAAGAAACAAGCGACCCUCCAAGCCAAACUCUUCCCCGAAUCCGCGCCCCUCCCCGGCGUCGAGACCCUUCUCGCCAGACUAUCCUCGACGAAAGACACGGAGAACCCGGUGCAUCUCGCCCUCGCGACAUCCUCGCAUAGCAAGAACUACCAGAUGAAGACGGAGCAUCUUCAGGAGUUGUUCGAUGUGUUUCCUGCGUCGCAGAAGGUAUUGGGCGAUGAUACGCGGAUUGCGAAGGGACGGGGUAAACCGCUUCCGGAUAUCUAUCUACUUGCGCUGGAGACGAUUAAUGCGGGGUUGAGGGUGAAGGGUGAAGAGGAGGUCAAGCCCGAGGAGUGUCUUGUGUUUGAGGACGCGGUGCCUGGUGUUGAGGCUGGGCGGAGGGCUGGGAUGCGGGUUAUUUGGUGUCCACACCCGGGUUUGUUGGAGGCGUAUAAGGGGGGCGAAGAGGAAGUUUUGGCUGGGGCGACGGGGGAGCAUAAGGAAGAGAAGACGGAUGCGUUGAAGAAGGGGCGGCUGGGGGAUGCUGGACAGGUUGGGACGAUCGGGGAUGGGUGGGCUGAGUUGGUGGGGAGUUUGGUGGACUUUGAUUAUGGGAAGUAUGGGAUUCAGCCGGUGGAGUAGAUGUGGUCGUCUCCAUGUGCUCCGUUUACUUCAUUGCGUACAAUAACCAGAUACCUAAGCAGGUUUCUGUGAGAGGAUAGAUAAAGACACCAAUCUAGAUUUUUGUUUGAUUAAAGUUACAACAAUUUUCCCAACAAUAUCAAU